Molecule: messenger RNA, 1656 nt
Organism: Andrographis paniculata
Lineage: Eukaryota; Viridiplantae; Streptophyta; Magnoliopsida; Lamiales; Acanthaceae
Product: aldehyde oxidase GLOX-like
Exons: 1
Coding region: 1-1656 (551 amino acids)
Source: RefSeq, a predicted model, not a curated record
AUGGCUUCUGCCUCCAAAUUCUCCGGCGAUCUACGCCGCCGCGAUUUCUUUCUAAUACUUUCUGUCUUUCUCUCCCAAUGCACCAAUCUAGCGUCCGCCGCCGGAAAGUGGGAGGUCCUGGUGCCCAAUAUCGGAAUAUCCGCCAUGCACAUGCAGCUCCUCCACACCGAUCGCAUCGCCAUGUUUGAUCGAACAGAUUUCGGACCGUCCAACAUAUCCCUGCCGGACGGCAAAUGCCGCCGCGAUCCGAAAGAGCUUAUGCUGAAAACUGACUGCACUGCACAUUCCGUCGAAUACGACGUCUUCUCCAACUCAAUCCGACCACUCAACGUCCUCACCGACGUCUGGUGCUCCUCCGGCGCCGUCGCGCCGGACGGAACCCUAAUCCAAGCCGGAGGAUUCAACGACGGCGAGCGUGCCGUCCGACUGUACAAACCUUGCCGGAGCCAUUCCUGUGAUUGGGAAGAGAUUAACGGCGCCCUGGCGGAGAAACGCUGGUACGCCACCAGUCAAAUUCUGCCGGACGGCCGGCAGAUAAUCGUCGGCGGAAGGCAGACCUUCACCUACGAAUUCCACCCGAAAUCCGGCUCCGGCGACGGUGCGCGUUAUCUCCCGUUUCUAAAACAGACUACAGACUUCCAAAUCGAAAACAAUUUGUAUCCAUAUGUCUUCCUCAACACCGACGGAAAUCUAUUCAUCUACGCUAAUAAUCAAGCGAUACUGUUCGAUUACUGGAAAGAGAAGGUAGUAAGAUCCUACCCGAAAAUUCCGGGCGGGGAUCCGAGAAACUAUCCAAGCACAGGAUCCGCAGUUCUGCUGCCAUUGAAGGACAAUGCAGGUCCCGAGGUCCUGGUCUGCGGCGGCGCACCGACCGGUUCGUUUCUCAAAGUGCGCAAGGGCAAAUUUAUUGGGGCACUCAACACGUGCGGGAGGAUCCGAAUAAACGACUUGAACCCGCAGUGGUACAUAGAAACCAUGCCCAUGGGUCGGGUCAUGAGCGACAUGCUGCUGCUUCCGACCGCCGAUGUGCUUAUACUCAAUGGGGCGGGUUCGGGCACAGCCGGUUGGGAAUUCGGCCGUGACCCGGCAUUGCGCCCGGUUACAUACAAACCCGAUUAUCCAGCCGGGUCGAGGUUUGAGGUCCAUGCCCCGAGCUCCCGGGCCCGGAUGUACCAUUCCUCCGCCGUCCUGCUCCGGGACGGCCGUGUCCUCGUCGGGGGCAGCAAUCCUCACCAGUAUUACAAUUUCACCGGCGUUAUGUUUCCGACGGAUUUGUCUCUCGAGGCAUUCUCGCCGGCGUAUCUCGACCGUUCGUUCGCAUAUCUACGUCCGACGAUAGUGUCCCCUCCGUCGCCGACGGCGGUCCAGCACGGGCGGCGGUUCCCGGUCCGGUUCACAGUCCCUGAGAGAUCGAAAGUGGCGACCGGAGACAUCAUGGUAACAAUGGUUGCCCCCUCAUUUACUACGCACUCUUUUGCGAUGAAUCAACGGCUGCUGAUCCUGACACGUGGCGAAGUCGCAGCCGUUGGAAAGUCCACUUAUGAAGUACCCGUGGUGGCGCCGGGCUCCGCCAAUCUUGCUCCGGCGGGAUUUUAUAUCCUGUUUGUUUCUCACAAGGGCAUCCCGGGUCCGGGUACUUGGAUCCAAAUCAAGUGA